AUGUUUAUAUUUCUAUUGAUUAUUGUAAUUACUAAUGCAACAGAAAGUAUUAACAAUCAAGAAGAAAGAACUAAAGAAGUAAUACACACACAAAUAGAAUCAAAUCAGAAUAAAAUGAUGGACAUUUUGUAUAAAAUACAUUUAAAAAGUGAAGGAAUUAAAGAAGAAAGAACAGAUGAAGUAAAAGUAAAAACACAAAUUACAGAGGAUGCAAAUACACAAAUGAAUAAAGUAUCAGAAGAACCAAAAGGUAGUGAAAUAAGUAAAGAUGGAGUGACAAGUACAGAAGAAGAACGAGUUGAAAACAGUAAAACAAAACAAACAAAUGAACAAGAACAAACUACAAAUCCAAAGAGUAAAAUGACUGAAGGGGUUAGUGCAGAAGAAAGUGCAGAAGCAGAAAGUAAGAAGCCAAAGGUUGAAAACAAACAAGAAGGAGAAAAUACAAUAAAUGAGAAAGGUAAUGAAAAAGAAAAUAUAGAACAUAAGGAUAAAAGUAAAGAAGAAAGCACUUCAGAAACAGGAAAAAGUGCAACAGGUUCUUCUGAUAAAACAGAAAAAAGUGGAGAAAGUGAUAAAGGAAGUAAACAAGGAGAUAAAGGAACAGAGCAUAAUGAAGCAGGAAAAACUGGAACAGAUGGUACAGGAAAUAAUAAACAAGAAGGUGACAAAACAGGAGGAACAGGAAAUGAUGGAACAAGUGCAAAAGAAAAAGAAGAAGAGAAAGACAAACAAAAAGGGGAGAAUGGAGAAAGUGGAAAAACAGAAAAUGAAAGUAAAGGAAGUGAUAAAAUAGAUGAAACCGAUCAAACAGGAAAAGAUGGAGAAAGUGGGAAGAAGGAAGAAGAAAAUAAUCAAGAAGAAAAAGAUAAAAACAAAGAAGGGAAAGAAACAAACGAUAAUACACAAAACACAGGAAAUAACAGUAAAGAAGAAAAAGAUAAUUCUAAACAGAAUGAACAAAACAAAGAAAAUGAAAAAGAACAAGAAAAUAAAGUAAUAAAUAAUAACACAACAAAUAAUUCAGAAAGUAAAACAGAUGAUGAUGAUAUAAAUAACCAAAAGAAUGUUGAUGGUACAUUGUGUGUAUAUGUUAUUCUUUCUAUUCUUAUCACAGUUUUAUUCUUCUAA
Entamoeba histolytica HM-1:IMSS is the source of this 1131-nucleotide messenger RNA. RefSeq names its product nucleosome-binding protein 1, putative. The record is from RefSeq and is a predicted model, not a curated record. NCBI's taxonomy places the organism in Eukaryota, Evosea, Mastigamoebida, Endamoebidae. The transcript has a single exon. The coding region runs from base 1 to 1131 and encodes 376 amino acids.